CAGGCAUCGGCGAGUGCAGCGCCAUGACGUCUCUUUUAAUAAUUCUGUUUGGAGCACCAUUAUUAUUUUCCGUCGAAAUGAGAAAUUUUGGAUUUAUCUGAAAUAUUAGGCUGAAACUAAACUCUCUGGGGAAUAUUUUAAUGGCCUUUCAUUGCGCUUUCAAUUUUUAUAAACGUUCGGUAUUAAAUUACCAAAAAAGAACAAAUUUUGAAAGCAAAUUGAAAGAAGGAAGCAAGACAUCUUGAAAGGUUGACAAGCGGCGAUUUGGUGCACACUGGUUGAGUAGCUUAGAAAAUAUUUAUAAAAUAAACUUUUUCGCACAAUAUAUAUAUUUGUGUUCUAGACUCUUUUAAGGGAAUACUAUAGCUUCGAGCAUACUCCAACCUUGGGACAGGCGAUCAUAGAUCUGUUAUUUUAAAAAAUCAAAAAAAUGCGAUUUGUGUACAUUUCAUUGACUGGUUCGAUUGUUUAGUCAGAUGUUUUAGAUAAAUUACACAUGCUACUGAGUAAACAAACAUUCGGCAUUGGUGCUACUCAAGUAAUUAAACAUUUAAGACAAUCGAAAAUCGUUUUCGAAUUUCUUAAUUUAACUGAGCUAUAAAACAAUCACAUUUCUUCCGUCCACCAAACAAUCAGAAAUGCAGCCGAGAGUUUUCGAAAUGCUUAAAUUCUUGUUUGACACAUUUUGACAUAAUGUUUUAAAAGCGAGACAGUUUCAGUGCUUAAUGAAUGAUUUACUGACUGGGCUUCGUUCCAAAUUUCGGAAAUAUUUAUUUGGCAUAAUAGGGCUUGUAGUCUAAGCGACUUUGAAUUUUACAAAUAAUAUGCCUGUGAACCGUGCAGGUGUUUUAUUUGUAUUUUCACCGAAUUUCGUUCGAUUUUCAUUUGGCAAACGCUAAUGAACAAAUCGCAGAAUGCCCCCGAAGGGCAUGCAGGUAAUGUUUAUCUCCACCCACUACCCAAUGAGCUCACAUUUAAUACGUGGUCGGAGGUAAACACGCACACGAAUCCUAUCUGCCGAUAUGUCUAAUAGGAAAUUGGCCAGAAGCGGCUAGCUAUUUGAGUUUACCUCUGUUCUCCAGAUCUGGUGGUGUAGCGUAAUACUAGAACGGCCGGACUUGUAUAAAAUAAACAGGCAAAGGUACAAUAAAUUGAGGCAAACUUAUUUGUGUGUGUGUGCGGGCAACAAAAGUACAAGAAAACACAAAUAUCGAACACAAUGGAAACAAUAAUGUGCGAAACGAUUGGAAAUGCGCCACAGUCGCUGACGCUGUCCCACCGACGUUGCCCUCUCUGUCUCUGUCUCAGUCUCAGUCUAUAUCUCUAUAUCUCUGGGCCAGUCCGGUCAGCGUCCGAUUCUCAGUCAGAAGCAGCCGGCUAGCCGGAGGGCCAACAACAAGUAGCAGGCGCGAAAUGGCAAUCGAUUGGCAUUAUCGAAACAGUCGCCUGAAAUUUUAAAAACGUAUCGAAUAUAAUUUUUCUGUUUUGGUGGUUGUAAAGAUAUAAGUUGUGAAAAAAUCGUGUAGGUAAAAGGAUCACCACACGUUGCAAAUCGUUUAGAAUCAUUGAAAGGGUCGGACAAGUUCUUAAUGUCUCAGAUUCCAAAGAGAAUAUUUUUUCAGUGCGGUACUGACAGUUUUUUAUAAUUUAAUCGAAAUAAUCGUAUAGAAAUGCAAAGUUAUCGAUAAUGAUCUCCAUAAUUGUUGUGUUAAUCACACAGUAUUAAGAGUGCGGCAAGCUUAUUAGGCUUUUGAAAAUUCCAACGUUGUGUAUCCGAGCAGGUGACAAGUGUUAAAGUGCAAUGUGCUAAUUAUGUCACACAGGGCGUAUGCGUGAUGUUGAAAGCCAAUAGCAAGUGAAAGCCAAAGUAAAAGGUGCAAACGGGAAACAGAAAUUCGAAAAGAAGAAGGUGACAAGGAAAAGGUCUAACGGCCAUACAAUACUUGUUGAAUUAUUAGCUGUGCGAGUGUGUGUGUUUGAGUGCGAUUGGGGAAACAAACAAAUGUCAACUGCCAAUGCCCCAAGAGUGUAAAAAGAAAGAUGUGAAAAAUACGAGCCGAGUCUCGAGGGAAAUCCGUGAAAAAACGAAAAUGAAGUGUCAGCGAUUUGGGAUGAAAUUAUCAAUUGGCCAAGCUGCUGCUGAAAUGUGAUUUAGCCACCUGCCUGCGGGUAAGGUGUUCGUGUGCGUGUAGACAACAAAGGGAAAUAAUGUCAUGCAUUGGCUCGACGGAAUUUCUUUGGAUGACAAUUUAAUUAGCGGACGCGCCAGCGGCAGCAACGGCGACAACAGCGACGGCAAUCAGCGGAAAUCAACGCAGUCGAGCUCAUCGCCCACCAAAGCAAAACGAAGACGUCAUGCACACUAUAAGCUAAACAGCAGAUUGGACAGAAAGUCAUCGCGGGGCAUGAUAUACGAAAAUGAGGAGCUCAGGCUGCGCACCAUUAAUAUUAAUGCAGAAGUGGAACGAGGGCAAUCGGACAUCAAGCGCCUGCGGCGGGAAAACGAGCAACUGCGUCGGGAAAUCUGGACUUUGCGGGAUGAGUGCGAUAGACUCAACAAACGCUUUAAGGCCAAGCUCAGCGAGCACGAGUUCGGGGGAUGCAGGGGCAGCGGGGGGAGUGGCGGCACCUGUCACGGAUACCGCUGUAGCGGCGGAGGCGGUGGGCGUGGGAGCGGCGGUUGUGAUGUAAACAGUGAUGACUCUGACUCAUGUGAUACGUGUCGGGGGGCGGAUGAUGGCCACUGCAGCGACGAGUGUUGCCAGGAGGGUGGUUCCUGCGCGCCGCCCAAGCCGCCACUUCCGCCGGAGGUUCCCAGCCAUCCAUCUCCAUCCAAGAACGAAGAGAACGGCGGCCAGAACAAGGAGCAGCAGCCCAUGCACUUCGAUCACCUCUCCGUGGUUUCCGAGGAGACGCUGAGUAAUCCGGAGCUGAUGCUCGCCCAGCAGCAGGAGCACCUGACGAUCUGCCCGCCAGACCCCAACGGAUCGCAGAGCACCCUCCCCAGCAUCAUGGGUCCGCUCACCCCGCUGACGCCCAUCGAACUGGUGGCCAACCAGCUGAACGACCUGCAGGCGAUGGUGCCCCCAUUGUCCUACUUCGAGAAUAUCCUGACGCAGCAUAUGGGCGCACGAAAUGCGGCCCAAACCCCAUCGCCGGAGUUGGGGACCAGCUCGAGCACCACCACGGGAAAGACAAUGCGCCACACGAACGGGUGGGACUACAACCUGCAGUCGCCCUUCACUCAGCGCAAGUACUCAGAGCUCUCGUCACCGUCCCGCUCGCCACCGCCACCGGUGAGCACGAUGACCACCUUCGUGCCCACGUCCACCAUGCAGACGAUGCCCAGGAUCGCCCUGAAUGCGCCGCCGCAGCAUCCGGAAGGUGGCGACAUCGAAACGGUGGCCAUCACCACGAAUGCCACGCAACACGCACUCCACAGUCCCAAGCACUUCUUUGCGCCGAUCAAGCCGCGUUUGAAGCUCAACACCAAGUUGGCCAACCAGGGACAGGAUCAGGAACAGGAGGACCUUCCGCCGGGCUCCCCGCCGCCGCCACUAAGAGAUCCUCCAGAUAUUUUCGUAAACAACGCCCUGGCAUCACCUUAUCAGCGACGGGUCUCCCCACAAACGGAUUCGGCCAAUUUGGAGUCGAUUUUGAACGACAUCGAGACUAUUUCGGAGGACAUAUUGGCCAUUCAGCUGGAGAAGAGCAAGUCGCGUGACAACCUGAGCAACAACAAAAACAAGGACGACGAUCGGGCGAAGAAACCGUAUCGCUCCGAGAUGAAUCUAUAUCUGCAGUACGAUGGCACAAAUCCGACCAUUUCACCCGCCGCAACGGAAACGGAAGUGGGAACGGCCACGCCGGCGGUGACCUCGUCCAGUGAGUCGGGAAACAGUGGGAGCACCAAGCUAGUGAGACGCACCAGAUCCUUGGAGAGGGAGCACACCAACAGUCCUGCACCUACCAUUCCGGAUCCCAUGGCUCCGUUUCCCGACAAGUGCACCUACCUGGGAUUCGACCAGGUGAAUCAGGCGGCAAACAGUGCAGGAGCGCCUCCCCAGUCGCCAAACGGCCCAAGGCCACCCAUUGCUGCCAAGCCGAAUGUGCCGCUCAAGCCACCGCCACCGCUGCCGCCCGCCCGCAGGCCAACCAUGCCCACUGAGCCUCCGCCCCCGCCGCCCACCACUUCCGCAUCCGGAGUAAUCGGCGUCGCGCCCAACAAGAGUCACCUGUACAAGUCACUCGCCUCGGCGGCGGCCAAGAGGGCCAUCUUUCGCUCCUCGCCAUCCCAGCUCACCAGGUCCUUGGACGUGGAUCUGACGGGAGCGGAGGGAGAGGCAGGCGCGGACCAGGCAGCUGCUGCAAAUAUGGACGAAUUGGCGCGGCGAAAGGCGCGACGUGUGUCUAUCGUCUGUGGAUCCGGUCAAGUGGCCCAGCAGGAGGAGGUGUCGACGCCAGUUGCGACAUUGCCCACGGCCACCGCCAGCUGCGUGGACCUGAGCACGGUGCUCACCCACCCGAGCAUCAAGGCCUUCAAGAUGAGUCACAGCACCCCAAACUCGCCGCAUUCCUCGCGUCGUCGCACCAACAGCAACUCCAUGGCACCUCCGCCGGGGGCGCCUACGGGUGGUGGGGGACACGCCGAGCUUGGAUCCACAGCAUCGGCACCGCCAAGCACCACCCACCAUCACCACCAUCGCAAGGAGGGCAGCGAUCCGGUUCCCAUGACAGCCACUGUCAGUCGAACGAAAUGCUCAAGGCGCCACUCCGAGGGCACCGUUCACACCGCUCACCGGAACAGUUCCGCCAGCGGAGGAGGAGGAGGAGGCGGUCACCACCACCACCACAGCCACCACCACCCACACAGCGGGAUGGUGAUCAGCAGCAACCCGCACCACAGCCACCAUUCCCACCAGGACAGCAACCACGAGACGGUCACCUCGCUGUCCGAUCGCAACUCCAACAGCUUCGCCUCCUCCAGAGAAUCCUCCACGAGCUUCAGCAUGCGCUCCAACCGCCGGAAGAUCUCUGUCAGCUCCCACACGGGCGGCAAGAUCCCGUGGUGCGGCUGCUGGGGCAACGGGUGCCUGUAGAUUGAGGGAGAGCCAUCCCAUCUACCGUCCAGGAACCAAACUCAGUAUAGUUCACUUGGCUGCUGCUCAACUAGUUUAACCAAUCAAUUACAAUUAAGAACUUUUGUUUAAAAAGACUUGCCAAAAAUAAAACUGAAUGCAUUUCUACAUUUCCGAAAAUAAUGAUAGCGAAUGAAAACAGUCAAAAGAAGUUAUUUUUGCUUCGAGAAUAAAAUAAGAAAAAUGUUA
Molecule: messenger RNA, 5327 nt
Organism: Drosophila ficusphila
Lineage: Eukaryota; Metazoa; Arthropoda; Insecta; Diptera; Drosophilidae
Product: ena/VASP-like protein
Exons: 8
Coding region: 2214-5099 (961 amino acids)
Source: RefSeq, a predicted model, not a curated record